CAUCCAUCAGGUUUCCUUCCAGUACCCCUACGGUCGAAAUGUCCAACUUUGACUUUGACUUCGCUGAGAAUGAGUGGAAACGGGCGCCUAGGCCAUGGCAAGAGUUCACGCGACACUGGCGCAGUCAAGACGUUGAAAACAUCGUCCGAGAAGAUGUAAUGCAUCUGCACCUGGCCGACGACCUACCUAGCCGCAAUCGUUCAAUCCUUAUACUGGAACCAUAUCGGAGAUUUCAUCGUCAGCUCGUGAAAUAUCAACAGUUACGACCUGAGGGAGCGGUGUUGCUGACAGGGCAGCCCGGGACAGGUUAGUCUACCUUGUC
Molecule: messenger RNA, 322 nt
Organism: Phanerochaete carnosa HHB-10118-sp
Lineage: Eukaryota; Fungi; Basidiomycota; Agaricomycetes; Polyporales; Phanerochaetaceae
Exons: 1
Coding region: 39-311 (90 amino acids)
Source: RefSeq, a predicted model, not a curated record